This is a messenger RNA of Parnassius mnemosyne (clouded apollo), 504 nucleotides long. The record is from the annotation of a GenBank genome assembly. NCBI's taxonomy places the organism in Eukaryota, Metazoa, Arthropoda, Insecta, Lepidoptera, Papilionidae.
AUGGCAACGGACACAGCUGAUAUUGUAGCAGGUCAGUGCUCCCCCGCGCCCCGCGGCCCGCCUACGCCCGCGAAGCCCGCUACGGCCUCUACGCGACUGACCGGGAGCUACGAAACCGCGCGAGCUACGAGUGCUACGAAGUACAAUAACACACAGCUGCAUGUUUUUUGCGAUGCAUCUACUAAAGCGACGUGCGCUGUAGCUUAUUGGCGGUGGACGUGCAAUGGUAAUGUGUUUGUUGCAUUUAUAGCAAGUAAAUGUCGAGUUGCGCCGGUAAAACCACUGACUGUGCCGCGACUAGAGUUGCAAGCAGCGCUUCUAGCGGCGAGACUCGCCGACACCAUUGUUAAGGAGCAUAAGUUGAGCGUGUUACAGCGAUUCUUUUGGAGUGACUCGACCACGGUUUUGCACUGGAUUAAUAAUGACGCGAGAAAUUAUAAAACAUUUGUAGCAAACCGGUUGGGCAAGAUUGAUGAGGUCACUAGUAGUAAAGAAUGGCGAUAA